GCUGCACAACUACUGAAAACAAAUUCGCUCAACGCUCCAACAAAUUCCAACGGCAACAACAACAAAAGCGCCAACGGUCGCCGAGCAACCGCUGCAAAGGAUUGAUAGAGGGGGGAAGUGGUGGGGGUGCGGGUCGAGCGGUAUUCGAAUUGGAACGGGAACGGGAAGAAGAUGCCGCUGCUAUUUACGGGCUUCAACGCAUUUGGCCAGCAUGAAUGUGUAAGCGGCGACGUCGACUGCGCAGCCGGCUUCAGCGAAAUAAAUGCGCCAGUCUCGAACCAGAACCAGUGCACGAUUUCGAUCGGCUGGCGGUAUGCGGCCCUCGCUUUUGGCCGGAAGUUGUGCCUGCGUGGGCUCUUGGAUGAUGGCCCAAAUGAGUGCGUGACCCUGGAGGCAACGGGGGACAUAAGGGCCAUUGCUGCCGCCGAUUCCCACUGCCUUGUGCUACUCCAAAGCGGUCAGCUUUACAGGGUGCAACCCAAACUGCAGGCGGAACUGGUGACUGUUAGGCUAGAAGCUGCUCCCAGAUCCAAUUCGGGUACAAAGCGCUCGAUCUUUGGGGCUGCCAAGGCGCCUUCGUCGCCGAUCAUAGAGCAUAUCGCAUGUGGAUCGCACAUAAACGUAGCGAUCAGCUCGGAAAAUUGUGUCUACAGCAUUCCCAGCUGCCUGCAUCAGUUUUCCGAGCGCCAGUUUCGGGUGAAGCAGCUCCAAUGUGGCCAUGAACAUGCCGUGCUCCUCAAUGCCAAUGGUGACGUGUUCACCUGGGGAAAUGGACUCCGCGGACAGUUGGGACUGGCGGUGCUGAGAGUGGAAGAGACGCCUCAAUUGCUGGAGGCGCUGGCGGGGAUCAAGAUAACGCGAAUUGCUGCCGGUGGUUGGCACAGUGCGGCCAUAUCCGCCUUUGGAGACCUCUACACCUGGGGCCUCAACUGCAGCGGUCAGCUGGGAAUGCGUGUGAUGAAACCCGGCGGCGUCCUCAAAGAGCCCACUGUAUAUCCGCUGCCUCAGUUGCAAGAUCUGCCCGAAUGUGACUGCUCCCAAGGCGGGGAGAGCAACAAUGAUUGUGAGCCGCUGAGGGUGUUCGCUGGAUCUCGUCACACUCUGCUGAUCCGCCGAUGCGGGCGGCUAUGGGUCAGUGGUUGGUGCAAGCACGGUCAACUUGGCAGGCAACUCCAAAACCUGUCCUAUGUGGAUGCCUUUCAGGCCCUGGAAGGUAUAAAGAUGAACCCUACUGCGGAUGAUGUUCUCUGUGGGCCAUGGUCAACGCUGCUCCAAUUGAAGUCAAUAUCUACCGUUCCCGAUCCUAUAGGCGAAUUUUCCGCUCUAUGGUCCGCGAUCGAGUUCAACGCUUUUAUGUUAUUUGCCAAAUGAAAAAGUAAAAACAAAUGUUUAUCUUAUAAUGCACUGGGUGGCAGUUCAGUGCAGUUCUGGCGACACGCACACAUGUGGUGCGUAAACAGGCUUUGCUUUUGGGGCUUACACUUCAUUGCUUAUUUUUCCUUUUUUAACUUGGCAAAUAUUGUUAUCAUCGAAAAAAGAAAACACGCGGUACAAAAUAAGCAAUAAAGUGGGGAGGCUUGUCACUUUUAGGUCGCAAAACUAUUUGCUGCUAGAAAUUGCCACCGCACGGUGACUAAGAGAGAUAGAGAGAGAGGGUCAGAUGAGUCCAGAAAGAGAUGGCUGGAUCGCCCGGGGAGUUCAAGCGCCUUGCUCAAGGCAAUUGCUGUCUGCAGCUUAUCAGGGCAACUGGAACCACUCCAAGCAGCAAGUACGAAAAAGUGCUAAUUGUAAGCCCCCCAUUUUCAAAGGGGCUCUCUUUUCGUUACUCGAAAAUUGUAAUUCAUGCGUGCCAGCAGACGCCAAAGUUUCAACAGAACUCAGUCAAUCAUAACCAAAAACGAAUAAAAAAACAACAGGAACAAAAAGUGCCCAAGAACACUCCUCUUUGGCCUGAAAGUUGUCUGCACCUUCGGUUUGGGGAGUGUUUAUGUUUGCCCUCUGUCCAGGGGGAGAUCCCUCCUCCAAGUGCGUGCCACUCCGCAUGCAACGCUGAGCAAGUAGUGGCCACCAGUAGCCGAUUCGCAGUCAGAUCCAUGUCCAAGUCCAGAAGCCGAACCAUCAACUCCCGACUCGAUAAAACCGCAGGGAACGCACGAAAGCGGCUUAGUGUUAAAUAAAUUAUUCUAUUUUCGAAAUUAAUUAGACUAAUAUAUCUGCUAAAAACUAAAAUUAUAAUAAAGACAAAAUGGAUUAGAGAA
Molecule: messenger RNA, 2258 nt
Organism: Drosophila sechellia
Lineage: Eukaryota; Metazoa; Arthropoda; Insecta; Diptera; Drosophilidae
Product: RCC1 domain-containing protein 1
Exons: 5
Coding region: 172-1371 (399 amino acids)
Source: RefSeq, a predicted model, not a curated record